This is a messenger RNA of Betta splendens (Siamese fighting fish), 4362 nucleotides long. It is a transcript of the gene st6gal1, whose product is annotated as ST6 beta-galactosamide alpha-2,6-sialyltranferase 1. The transcript is spliced from 10 exons. The record is from RefSeq and is a predicted model, not a curated record. Gene Ontology annotation, molecular function: sialyltransferase activity. Lineage: Eukaryota; Metazoa; Chordata; Actinopteri; Anabantiformes; Osphronemidae. Bases 313 to 1809 code for a protein of 498 amino acids.
CCGGACCUGCAGCUAGUUCUGCACAUGCCAUCGACGGCGGCCUUGGACCGGACGGACUGACAGCGGAACCGUGACGCACGCGGAUCACCUGGAACAUGGCGGCGGCGGCAACAGCAAGCAGCUCGGAACCGUGGCGACGGUAGGAAACGAGAGAGGAGCUGAAGGUCUGGGUCCGGAGGAGCAUCACCGAACACAGCCUGUGCUGCGUUGCUGCUCCAGCGGACGGAUGACUCAACCUCAGCUGUAGUAACAGUAACUGGACAAUGAAAGAAACGCUUCACUGCCUCUAAGCAACGCGUGUGGAACUGCACCAUGGGCUAUAAGGGGGCGGCGAUGGACAGAGUCAGCCUGCUGUGGCGGCUGCGGCGGCGCGCUCGCCGCGGGGCGCUCUGCAUGGCCUUCUUCUGCAUCUCCAUGGCUCUGCUUUACGCGCUGUGCGCUGAGAACAGCGUGCCCGUCACCGACGCCAUCUUUGGCGUCCGGGCACGGACCCGCGCGCAGCCUCGCACGCAUUCUGUCGUUAAGGUGCUGCGAGGUGGAGCCAAGCCCAUGAACAUCGACCCGCAGAAGCUUCCAGGGGUGGUCCCAGGCGACCCCCACCAUCCGAUACCGGUCCUCUCCUCUCCGAACAGAACGCAGGACGCCGCGGCCCCGCCUUCCAAGAAGCGCUCCAGGGAGAGGGAGACCUCUGGCUUCCUGAGCCACCUCCUGCCCCGUCCCUUCACGCGAGCGCUGGAGACCCUGUUCGGAGGCCGGCGGAAGGGGGAGCUGAGUGGCAGAGGGGCCGACACGGAGCUCUUCGGACCCAAAGGGCUUCUGGGAAAAGUGUGGGAUGAUCAAAUGUCCAGUAAAAUGCUGGGGACCCGACUGAAGAAGGUGGUGAUGAACUAUCAGGCGAUGAAUAAAUACGGGGUUGACGUCUCCGUCCCCAGCAGCUUGUCCAACAGGCCCAAGCUGACUGGACCUGAGCUGCUCUGCCAACUGAAGGACAAGGUGGAGGUGGUGACCUUGACCUCUGACCUCCAGCCCUUCUCCUCGCUGCCCUGGGCCUCUCAGCUGCCGUCCAAGCAGCUGACCUCCGACCUCGGGCCGUUCAGGACCUGCGCCGUGGUGUCGUCUGCGGGGUCGCUCCACAACUCUGGACUCGGCAAAGAGAUCGACUCCCAUGAUGCCGUGCUGCGGUUCAACACUGCACCCACGUCUGGCUACGAGAAGGACGUGGGCUCUAAAACCACCAUCCGCCUCAUCAACUCCCAGGUGAUGGCGUCUGACGAGCAUCGCUUCCUGUCCAGCUCUCUGUACAGCACCGGCGUCCUGGUGGCCUGGGACCCCGCCCCCUUCUCCGCCAACCUCACGCAGUGGUACAACAAGACGGACUACCCCAUCUUCACCCAGUACCAGAGGUACCGGAAGCUCCAUCCUCUGCAGCCUUUCUACAUCCUGCAUCCUCACUUCGAGUGGCAGAUCUGGCAGCGAAUCCAGGACAACAUGGCCGAGCCGAUCCAGAAGAACCCGCCCUCGUCCGGUUUCCAGGGCACCGUCCUGAUGAUGUCGCUGUGCGAGGCGGUGCACGUGUACGAGUUCCUGCCGUCCCGGAGGAAGACGGAGCUCUGCCACUACUACCAGCGCUUCUUCGACGCCGCCUGCACGCUCGGCGCCUACCACCCGCUCCUGUACGAGAAGAACCUGGUCAAACGGAUGAACCGGGGCUCCGAGCGCGACAUCUACACCCACGGGCGGGUGACGCUGCCGGGGAUGAGCGCGCUGAACUGCACCCACGGGGGCGGAGCCUCCUCCAGCACUGACUGAGGAGCAGGAAGCGCCGCAUCAAUGCAUGAAAACCAUGAACCGAGGACGGACGCAUGGAAGCCUCACUCACUGCCGCUGGACCGGACCUGCCGGUCGCUGGACCGGAUCCCAGAAGUCACCAGAACCCUCCGUCCAUUCCCGUCCCCAGAUCAUGUAGGAAGCAGCGCUGGUUUAUGGUCUGGCAUCUUCACCGCUAAUGUUUUCAAAUGUUUUCCAGUCAUUACACAGUCAUCCACUCAUAAAUCACUUAAUCAAGCGCCGCAAAUGUAUGAGAAAGAUUCAGUAAUAUCCUAAAUAGCUUUAAAUGGUAACGAGAAGCAGCUCGGCGUGAGCUCUGCUUUCAGACUAGAAAACUGCUGGCAAAUGUCUCUAACCAUUAACGAAUGUGGUUCGGUUUUGAAAUAGUCCGACCGACAGAACAGCUGCUAGAGGGAAUUUUGACCACUGCAUUCUGAAUGUGACACAGGUUAAUACAUAUUAGAUAGGUCUUGGUUUUAUGGGAUGCAGUGAUGACAUUGAUCCUCGUUAUAACCAGCGUUUGAAGCCUGUAGCUUCAGUGCGUCUGUGUAUAUGUUUAUAGUCGUUCCACUGGUGAUGCUCCUGUUCACUGCACCUGCAUCUGUGACUUUUACUUUGAAAAGCAGCUCCUCCGGUGUCACAGAUCAGUCACAGAUUGUCCUGAAGCUUCGUUAGGUUUAUUUAAAGUCAUGUGUUUGUCAGUGGUUUGUGUCUGGACUGUUUUUCACACCUCUUCUCAAGCUUUCCGCUUUGCUCGCAGGCGUUUGUAGCUUGUUUCCAGUCGCCACAGCUGACUCGAAGCUUCCGUAACCUCAGACUAGGACGGGUUCCACUGAAUGAGGCCGAGGCCGCGCAGCGUUCAGCACUAAACAAGGCUCUGCAUCCACUGUAGUAAUAAUAUUAGUUUAACUCACCUGCGUCUGAUUAUCAGACAAUUUAAAUGUUGUCUUCUCUAUUUCUGACCAGUGACAUGGACGCGGUGUCUGACACAGCAAAUCAGCACCCACUGAAUGAAGCAGAACGUCGCUGUUAAAUGACACGAGAACAAACUAAGGUUCUUCUACAGCAGAAACACGGAGCGGAAUGUUUGAAACUGACGUGUUUUCAUUUCCUUAUUAUAUACACACAGACAGACGUCACCUGGAGCUAAGUGACAAAGAACCUAACUUUGUUCUUAGCGCUGUGAUUUAGUUGCAUCAUCCAGUUUCCUUCUCAAACAUGAAAAUGGACGUUUUAGAAAAUAAGUAGAAGGCUUAAACAUUCAUUAUGCAGAUUAAAGCCAAAAACACGUGUUCUUUUUCUAUCUUAACUCAACAACUUGUGGUUACAGUGCUGAGUUUAAUGGAGCUUUCAUUGUUCACUGUAGCCGUUAGCUUAGCAGGCGUGUAGCUUUAGCCGUGCUGUCGGACCGUCACUGACUGAAGUAUUACAAUAAAGGACGGCAUCACUUAAUCUGUGGUAGAGUUCAGUAAAGUAGCAUCAACAGAAACGAUACAUCAGCAAAGUAGAGAAUUUAUCUGUCACUUAAGCGUUGGAGUAAAAAAACCCAGUUUAUCAUCGCGUGACGCAAACAGGAGACGAGAUCAGAACACGUGACUCGAUUACAGGCAGCUGCAUCGCCUGUUAAAUGGUUUUAUACUGACAACCAGCUGACACUAAAACAAUGAAAAAAGCAUCAAACAUGUUUUAAAAGUCUGGAUCAAAACAGAAGCAGCGUGUCUUUUAACCAAGAUUUGAGUCUUUUCUUCUGGCAGCGAAAAAAGAAUAAUUGAUGUCAUUGCAUUUGUGAGGAAAACUAGAAAAGCUUUUGACUCUAUGCAGUUUCAGCCAAGCUCACAGAUGCACUUUUGCCUUCAUGUCCGAGGAGAACGUUGAACUCUUGUUAAUAUUGUUUUUAUUACACCUCAGACAAAACCAGACACAAACGGAGGUUUUCAUUUUGAACGGGAAACUGUUCUUCACUCCUUUGUUGUGUUUGAGUUCCUCUUUUUUUCUGUGGAGCUCGAUGUCAAACACAGAAGUGAAGGUUGAGUCUAGACACCAUGAGCUUGUGCUUUGCUGUCACUGAAAUGAUAUGAAGGUUAUUUAAGUGGUUCAGAUUCGAUCACUCACAUUUACAACCUCAUUAAAACCUGGUUUUACAACCAAUUAAAAUGUAAAGACCUAAAGUUUGGAACCACUGAUUCACAUUUAAAAGUCAUAAAACACCUUGUGGGUCAUGAGCCUGCUGAUCUGACAUCUUAUUUAUAAAUAUAUAUAUCUGGUAUAUUUUAAGCCUGCAUGACUGCACAUCUGAGGUUGAGCAUCCGCAAUCAUCAAACCAGCACGACUUUAUUAUAAUUCUUGUCUUUUUUAAGUGUUGUGUUUCUAGUGCCACCACUGAGACAGUGUUUGGUUAAUGACUCGUCUCUGGAUGACAAGUAAAAAGUGUCUGAACUGAAUCACCUUUGGACCGUGGGACAAAUUAAAUCCAUGUAAACUUUAAAACUGAGACCUACACAGAGAACCAAUAAAACGUCUUAAAAACCCUACAAA